Messenger RNA from Sphenostylis stenocarpa, 1101 nucleotides. The record is from the annotation of a GenBank genome assembly. Lineage: Eukaryota; Viridiplantae; Streptophyta; Magnoliopsida; Fabales; Fabaceae.
AUGGACUUUGGAGACACCAACAUCUUCACCCUCAACACCCACACCAAAGAGGAAAACAGUAACAACAUUCUUUGGUAUUCAUCAUGGCAACAACAACCUACCAAUGUUGUUACUACUACUAAUUCUACCCACAUUAAUGCACCCCAUCCCACCACCACGCCCGAGGGUUACGACCGCCGACACCACCGCCAAGUGUACGGCGGCGAAAGGUGUCACGUGCAUGUGGACCCUCACCUCACGUGCUUGCAUCUUGGUAAGCGACAUUACUUUGAGGAUUCCACCAACGGUGAGGGUAAUACUCAUAAUAAUAACGUUGUUACUCUGGGGAACCCACACGUGUGCGGUGGUGAUGGUGUUACUAUUUCGGGGAACCGACACGUGGGUGAUGGUGUUAUUACUCUGGGGAACAGACAGGUGUACGGUGGUGGUGGUUCGGGUUAUCUUUUGGAGGGUAAUGAUAAGAGAGCGAGGGGGUAUUAUGGAGGACCUGCGGUGGUGGGUGGCGGUGACGGCAGCGGGAAAACGGCGGCGUUUGGGUUAGUUCCGAGGUGUCAGGUGGAGGGGUGCCACGUGGCACUGGUGAAUGCAAAAGAGUACCACAGGAGGCACAGAGUUUGUGAUAUGCAUUCGAAGGCCCCAAAAGUUGUGGUGUUGGGGGUGGAGCAGAGAUUCUGUCAGCAGUGUAGCAGGUUUCAUGUGGUGUCAGAGUUUGAUGAGUCAAAGAGAAGUUGUAGGAGAAGAUUAGCUGGGCAUAAUGAGAGAAGAAGAAAGAGCUCUAACCUUUAUGUUACUAGGAGUUCCAGACAAGGGUGUGCUCUCUCUCUUCUGUCAUUUGGGAGCAGUGAUAAUUGGUCAUCUCAUGCUGAUCUCUCCACAAGAUGCAGCGCAGCAUUGCGUGAACUGAUAGCAGAAAACCGUGCUGCCCUAAUGACUAGACAACAACAACACUACCAACAACAACAACACCAACUUGUUUAUGAUAGAGAUCACUGCCAUGUUAUGCCCCACCAAGAUGAUGCAGUGGAUGAAGAACAAGACUUUGAAGAGAUGCAACCUGAGUCCAAUUAUUUUGCACAACACAUGUUUCCCCAGACACAAUAA